This is a messenger RNA of Dermacentor andersoni, 3658 nucleotides long. RefSeq names its product piwi-like protein Siwi. The record is from RefSeq and is a predicted model, not a curated record. Lineage: Eukaryota; Metazoa; Arthropoda; Arachnida; Ixodida; Ixodidae. Gene Ontology annotation, molecular function: RNA binding; protein binding.
AUCGACGCAGCUGCGUUAUACGGUUUCGCGUUUGCCCAGAGGCGGAAGGCUAACCUAACGUGGGACUCUUUUCAGAAGCGCUCUCACUUGCGCGCGCUUUGCCCCCGUAGCUCUCCCUUCAUAGUUGAGUGGUAGAGUCUAACGAAAGUUGUGAAUGGUAGUUGUAACGGUGGUCGGACGCACCGGGGUAUUUAGAGCAGUGGCGAAUUCUAUGCGCAAUUUUGUUAGUUAAAAGGGCACUUCCAGUGUAUUGGCGUGCUGCCUGAGUGACACCUGCUGCAGUGAAGGGCACUUGCUCAACGUGACACUGAAUUUGCUGUUCGUAUUGUGCCGACAUGUCGGAGUCAACGGGACGAGCGCGAGGCAGGUCACGAGGAAAGUCUCGCGGCACUACAGCCCCGCCGCAGCAGGAGUCGGCCUUGCGUAGGCCUGGCUUUGAAGGUGCUGGGUCAUCUCAGCCACCACCCGGAUACCAGCAGCAGCCCGGAUACCAGCAGCAGCCUGCAUACCAGCAGCAGCCUGCAUACCAGCAGCAGCCCGCAUACCAGCAGCAGCCUGGAUACCAACAGCAGGUCUACCAGGAGCAGCAGCCUGGCGGCAUGGCUGGCUGUCCUCCUCUGCAGCAGGCGCCACCACAGCGGGCUCCGACCGGACGGGCUGCCCACCGUCCUGCAGGAGUGAUGGCAAGGCCUGGGGAAGUGGUCACACCGCAGCCACCCAUUCAAGAGAUGGCGGCCAUGAGCUUGGCUGGUGGUGACACUGCUGGCAGAGGUGCUCGGCGUGGUCGACGUGAUGAAAUCGCUAUCCUUGCCACUCGUCCCCAGCGUAUCACCGACAAGAGAGGUACAACCGGAAACCCGCUCAAGCUGUUGACCAACUACUUCCGGCUCCUCACAAUGCCCAACUGGGCCAUUCAGCAGUACCACGUGGAAUUUGCACCAAACAUUGAGUCAUCUCGUUUGCGUGGCGCUCUCCUGCGAGACCACCGCGAUCGCUUUGGUGGGAGCUAUAUAUUCGAUGGCAUGUCGGACUUGAAGAGUGCAACCCGAUUGGAGCACAAGGUCACAGAGCUAUACUCUCAGCGUCGCAGCGACGGGGCUCAAAUUCGCAUCAUAGUGAAGCAUGUCCAGGAGCUUGCACCCAACAACCCAGAGCUGCUGAGAAUCUUCAACACCCAGAUGCGCAGAAACCUUGAGAGCAUGCAGUUUGUUCAAAUCCGACGCCAGUUCUUCAAUGCUGCUGGUCCAAAGCCAAUCAGUCGUCAUGGGCUGGAGAUCUGGGAAGGCCUGACAACUGCAGUCGGUCAGCACGAUGGCGGUAUCCUCAUGGUGGUGGAUACAGUGCACAAGGUGCUUCGCACUGAGAAUGUUCUUCACCUUCUCGGCUCUCUGCAGCAGACUGCUCGCGGCAACUACAAGGAUGAAGCUGUGAAGGCCGUGGUUGGCUGCAUUGUCAUGACCAGGUACAACAACAAAACAUACCGCGUUGACGACAUUGACUGGACAAAGAACCCUCAGCAGACAUUCGAAACGAGGGACGGUGCCAUCACCUAUCUGAAGUACUACAAGGAUCACUACCAGAAGAAUAUCAGUGAUCUCAACCAGCCUCUGCUCGUGUGCCGCCCAAGAGAGCGGGACAUCAGGGUUGGCCGCACUGACAACCUUUACCUCAUUCCAGAGCUGUGCUUCCUCACUGGGCUGACAGAUGACAUUCGUUCAAACUUCACCAUAAUGAAGGACUUAGCCAGUGAGAUGAAACUGGACCCUGCGAAGCGUGUGGUCAACCUCCAGGAAUUCAUGCGAAACAUGAACAGAAAUGCACAGGUCACAAAGGAGAUGGGCCAGUGGGGUCUGAAGUUCGCAGACAGCCCUGUUGAAAUUGAUGCUCGUCAGGUUCAGCCUGAAAAAGUGAUUCACGGAAAGAACAUCAAGUCCAACGUGAACCCUAUGACGGCUGACUUCUCGAGGGAGAUGCGGGACAAGACAAUGUUCAAGGCAGUCCAGAUACGGUCAUGGGUGGUUGUGUGCACCCGCCGGGACAUACAGAAUGCUCAGGACUUCGUGCGUGAGCUGAUGUGUGUGGGGCCACCUAUGGGAGUGACCAUGCAGCAGCCUCAAUUAGUUGCUCUGGAUGACGACCGCGUAGCCAGCUAUAUAAAUAGCCUCAAGAACAUUCCCACGGAGACUCAGAUGCUUAUGGCAGUGUUCCCUAACAAUCGCAAAGAUCGUUACGACAGUGUCAAGAAGGUGGCUUGUGUCGACAUGGGAUUGCACACACAGGUGAUGCUGGGCAGAACCAUCAGUAACAAGAAGAACCUCAAGUCUGUGGCGACCAAGGUGGUGAUUCAGAUGAACUGCAAGCUUGGUGGAGAAGCCUGGGCCUUGGAGAUCCCUCUCCAGAGUGUGAUGUGCAUUGGAUAUGACACCUACCAUGACUGCCGUCAGAAGGGCCUCUCGGCUGGUGGCUUCGUUGCCAGCCUGAAUAAAACCCUGACCCGCUGGUAUUCUCGUGUCAGCUUCCACCAGACACACCAGGAGCUGGGGAGUGCCCUGAAGACGCAUCUAGCCUUGUCCCUGAAGCAGUACCAGGAGGAAAACAACACAGCUCCUGAUCGCAUCCUCUUCUUCCGCGAUGGUGUCUCGGAUGGGCAGCUCCUGCAGGUGCAGGAGUGGGAAGUGGGACAGAUUCAGAGCCUACUGACCGAGAUGUUUCCGGGGCGAGAGCCUCAACUUGCCUUUAUCGUUGUGACCAAGAGGAUUGCUGCCCGCUUCUUCAGCAUCGACAACAGGGGUGGGUACCAGAACCCUCCCCCGGGCACUGUCAUUGACAGUGAUGUCACCAGGCCCGAGCGCUAUGACUUCUACCUAGUCUCUCAGAGUGUGCGCCAGGGAACUGUGGCACCCACACACUUCAAUGUCAUCCAUGACACAACAUCCCUGAAACCGGAGCACAUGCAACGCCUCUCGUACAAGCUCACCCACUUGUAUUUCAACUGGCCGGGCACCAUCCGUGUCCCCGCACCGUGCCAGUAUGCCCACAAACUGGCCUUCCUGGCAGGUCAGAGUCUUCACGCCGAGGCACACAAGAAGCUUGCGACCACACUUUUCUACUUGUAAAUGUGAUGCACGUCCCCAAGAGGGGCCAUUGCUACUGCCUAGUCAUGACACCGGUGGCAAAAGCUGUGCAUUCAUUUUUCUUUUCUUUUCCUCUCAUCUUCACUUGUUAUGCAAGGCAUUGAAUGCAAAGCACAGCAUUUUUCACAUAACCUAAACGACCUUUUUUGCUACCUGUUUGUGCAGCCUAAUCACAGGUUGGGAUAAGAAUUGGAAUUGGAUGAUGGCUUCGAAAAUUGGUUUCAUAAGGACUUCAAAUUCUUGUUUCAUACCAAUAGGCAUUAUAUACUGAUUGGUUUGAUAUGUUUGAGCUUGGUGGCUCUAUGGCUGCACAUCUCCCAUUUUGUUGCUGGGAAAAAUACUCCUGCAACCUAUUCUUGUUUUGAUAGCAUGGCGCCAAUCACCUUUCUUCCCCCUCAUUUGUCACUGUAGUAAAUUCACUACAAAGCUGCUUAAAGAAAGCAUACUUUUGGCAGACAUGAAGUGCCUUGCAUGUUCUGUUCAGUGUUGUUCCACUAACAUUUAAUAAAUAGUUACUUGCUUAA